UCCCAGCUGCCCCUGCUGCUGUUCACCCUGCUCAACUCUUUCCUGUAUCAGUGGGUGAGGGAGGGUCUCCGCGUGGCCUCCAGCCUGAUCGUCAUCUUCCUCCUCUUCUCCGUCACCGCCGCUCUGGUCCCGGUGCACAUGCAGCCAGAUACUUUCUUUUCCGUCACCAUGGCAACCAUCUGGUUCAUCAACGUGUUCAGUGCGGUGCUGCAGGGCAGUCUGUUCGGGAUGGUCGGCCUGUUUCCUCCACGAUACAGCACUCUGUUCAUGAGUGGUCAGGCUCUGGCCGGGAUCUUCGCUGCACUCGCGAUGCUGUUCUCCAUCUUAAGUAACGCUGAGAAAGACUCGGCUGCGUUGGGAUACUUCAUCACGCCGUGUGUCGCCACUCUGGGGACUCUGCUGUGUUACCUGCUGCUGCCACACCUGGAAUUUGCUCGUUUUUACCUGAACAGAAGUCAGUCUGAAAAGGAGGAGACGAUGCAGGAAAUCCUCAACAGUACAGACAAAAAAGUGUUGAACAACGGCAAAGACCUUGAGGCCAACGGGAUGCUCACCAGUGAGGCAGAAGAGUGUCAGGAGCGUUCCUCCGUCCUGGCUGUCUUCAAGAAGAUCUGGCUGAUGGCUGCGUGUGUGACGUGUGUGUUUGCCGUCACCCUGUCGGUGUUUCCCGUGAUCACAGUCCGAGUGCAGACGGUCUACACGGACAACGCCGCCUGGAAGAAAGUGUUUACCUGUGUUUGCUGCUUCAUCGUUUUCAACGCCAUGGACUUUGCCGGCCGCAGCACCCCGUCUCUCGUCCAAUGGCCUUCGAAGGGGAGCGUUCUGUUUCCUGCCGCUGUGCUGUCCCGUCUGCUCUUCAUCCCUCUGCUCAUGUUGUGCAACGUCCCGAACUCCAAUCUCACCAUCCUCUUCCGUCACGACGCUGCCUUCGUCUUCAUCAUGGCCCUGUUCUCCUUCUCCAACGGAUACUUGGCGAGCCUCUGCAUGGCCUACGCUCCACAGUUGGUGCGGAGUAAGGACUGUGAGACAGCCGGCUCUCUGAUGACCUUCUUCCUCGUUCUGGGUCUGGCUCUGGGAGCGUCGUUCUCCUUCCUGCUGGGAAAAGCGGUUUAGACGACUGGGACGAGCAGUUUCAUCCUGUCAAGUCAAAAAAAAUGGUGCUAAUUCAUAUGCAUCCAAGUAAAAGCACUUUGUAUUAGAACAAUUAUUCUGUGAGCAUCUUCAGAAUAGUGAAGGCUCAUAUUUGUGCACCAGUAUAAACACGUCUGCUUCGUUGUUUACAGAGCCCCUCAGAAAGCAAAGCAUUUAAAAAGAUAUUUGAAUGUGUACUGUUUAGUAAACUGACUGUACCUGGAUUAUUAAAGUUAAAGUUAUUAUUGUGAGAUAAAUAGAGUUUAUUAAAGGUAGGAAAGCGGCUAAACACAAAUGCACACUAAUCUGUGAGGUCAGAUGAAGUGUUUUGAUAUCAUUGUGCGAGCAUAAGCGUGCAUAAAAUUGUAUUUUAUUUUUUUACAACACAAAUUAUUUAUCUGUACCCUCCGGUACCCAACCGAAGCAGCCAGAAGUCUAAAAAUGUUGUCCUUUAGUGCCUUGCUUAAAGAUACACAACACAGCACUCCUGUUGGCUACAAAGAGCUAUCUGUGUCGACCAAUGAGAGCUUUACGGGUUAACACACAUAAAGGGAAAAUGCAAGUUACUGUAUUUAAAAUGUAUUUUUUGAUGUUUUGUUUGAAUUGUUUUGUCAGGGAAUUGUUAUUAUAUUUUAUUUUAUACUGUUUGUUAUUGCUUGUUACCAUUUUGUAAAAAAAAACAAUAAUAAUGUUUGUAUUGUUUUUUAAUGUGUGUUUUUUACCAUGAUGAUGCUGUGUUUUAUGCGAUUUUAUUAUAAACUAAAAAGUACAUUUCUUUUUGCUUUCAUAAUAAAAUAGACUAAAGUUUUA
This is a messenger RNA of Micropterus salmoides (largemouth bass), 1941 nucleotides long. RefSeq names its product equilibrative nucleoside transporter 2-like. Gene Ontology annotation, biological process: hypoxanthine transport; adenine transport; uridine transmembrane transport. Gene Ontology annotation, molecular function: nucleoside transmembrane transporter activity. Gene Ontology annotation, cellular component: plasma membrane; basolateral plasma membrane. The record is from RefSeq and is a predicted model, not a curated record. NCBI's taxonomy places the organism in Eukaryota, Metazoa, Chordata, Actinopteri, Centrarchiformes, Centrarchidae.